Molecule: messenger RNA, 988 nt
Organism: Pipistrellus kuhlii (Kuhl's pipistrelle)
Lineage: Eukaryota; Metazoa; Chordata; Mammalia; Chiroptera; Vespertilionidae
Product: olfactory receptor 52I2-like
Exons: 1
Coding region: 16-966 (316 amino acids)
Biological process (GO): G protein-coupled receptor signaling pathway
Cellular component (GO): membrane
Molecular function (GO): G protein-coupled receptor activity; olfactory receptor activity
Source: RefSeq, a predicted model, not a curated record
ACAGACUCAUCUGUGAUGAUGGGGACACCUUACAACCACACAAUGGAAACCCCUGCCACCUUCUUCCUUGUGGGUAUCCCAGGUUUGCAGUCUUCACAUCUUGGGCUGGCUAUCUCAAUGAGUGCCAUGUAUAUCAUAACCCUUUUAGGAAACACCCUCAUCUUGACCAUAAUCUUGAUGGAUUCCACUCUACACGAGCCCAUGUUCUGUUUCCUCUGUGUUCUGGCUGCUGUGGACAUUGUUAUGGCAUCCUCUGUAGUGCCCAAGAUGGUGAGCAUCUUCUCCUCAGGAGGCAGCUCCAUCAGCUUUAAUGCUUGUUUCACUCAGAUGUAUUUUGUCCAUGCAACCACAGCUAUGGAGACUGGGCUGCUGCUGGUCAUGGCUUUUGACCGCUAUGUAGCCAUUUGUAAGCCUCUACACUACAAGAGCAUUCUCACGCCUCAAGUGAUGCUGGGAAUGAGUAUGACCAUCACCAUCAGAGCUGUCAUAUUCAUGACUCCAUUAAGUUAUAUGGUGAGUCAUCUACUUUUCUGUGGCUCCAAUAUUGUUCUCCAUUCCUACUGUGAGCACAUGGCUGUGGCCAAGUUAGCAUGUACAGACCCCAUGUCCAGUAGUCUUUAUAGUCUAAUUGGUUCUUCCAUUAUUGUGGGCUCCGAUGUGGCUUUCAUUGCUGCUUCUUAUACCCUGAUUCUCCAGGCAGUCUUCAAUCUCUCCUCAAAGAAUGCUCAGUUGAAAGCAUUAAGCACGUGUGGCUCUCACAUGCUGGUUAUGGCUCUGUACUACGUACCUGGGAUGGCAUCCAUCUAUGUGGCCUGGCUAGGGCAGGACAUAGUGCCUUUGCACACCCAAGUGCUGCUAGCUGACUUAUAUGUGGUCAUUCCACCUGCUUUAAACCCCAUUAUCUAUGGCCUGAGGACCAAACAAAUACGGAAGCAAAUAUGGAGUUUGCUGAUGCACUCUCUUUGACCACUUCAACCUGGGUUCAUGA